Molecule: messenger RNA, 690 nt
Organism: Mytilinidion resinicola
Lineage: Eukaryota; Fungi; Ascomycota; Dothideomycetes; Mytilinidiales; Mytilinidiaceae
Exons: 1
Coding region: 201-638 (145 amino acids)
Source: RefSeq, a predicted model, not a curated record
AAAUUGCCAUGCUGCUAGUGCUGGUGCUGUUCUGGGGCGCACUGUUCAGAUUCUUCCUGAUGUAAUACCACUGAAGCUCUUUCCUGAUAAUUCCCAUGAAUCACGUCCGUUUUCUUCGAUGUCGAAGUUACAGACAUUAGAUACAUGCAAUACUGCUGAUGUAAAUCUCGCUCGUGCUCGCACUGCUCAGUUUCUUCACAAUGAAUCUCCUUCGGGUUCUCGCUUUCCCAGGAGAACAUCAUGUCUGUUGUCUCCAUUUUCAAGUCAAAGACAUCGGACAAAAAAGAUUUCCAUGCAACUGUUGGCUGCUAUUGCACUCAGCCACUCUUCUUAAAACUCUCAUCGAAAGAUGUUUACUCUCUAUCCUCUUCUUUUUCAAGGAAGAAAUACUAGAUACAAAGAUCUCCAUGCAACUGUUGUGUUCCGUCGCUCUUCUCAGCGUUCUCAUGGAGUGGUGGCAGCCAGUUAGAAUGCUCCUACGCACGUCUGUCUACGCGUCUCAGCUGUACAGGGUUCACUUCUCAGCUGGACAAGGUUCACUUGUUGUUUUGUCACCGUUGCUGCCUGCAACCCCUGGUCUCUCGUCACUAUAUAGCCACUCGUUAGCACCUCAAUACAACUCAUGCUUUCCUCACUGAUCCUUUGCCCUUCCUACGCCAGCUGCCAAGUGGCGGUAAUUAUUAUUUUUGC